GCUCGGCGGCUCGCGCGCUUCUUCCCGGCCAGGCGGGCGCCGGAGCUGCUGCUGGGCCCGCAUCGUCCCGCGAGGCGCCGGGCGGCUUCCACGGCCCGAGGGUCCGCCCGCAGGAAGCCCCACGCGCCGCCAUGCCGUCGCCGUGGUGCCGGCCGCGGAGGAGCCGGAGCAGCCGCUCGUCUGCUUCGCCGCCGGGCCCGGCCCUGACGCGGCUGCGGGGAGGAGGCGCAGGCGGAGGAGGAGGAGGCGGAGGCCCCCGCCGGAGCAGCGGCGGCAGCAGGAGGGCGGCGGCGGCAAGGAGGAGCAGCAGCAGCAGCAGCAGCAGCAGCAGCCCGGAGGGACCGGCCUCCCCGCGGCGGGGCUCGGGCCGCCACCCGAGGAGGAGGAGGAGGAGCAGCAGCAGCAGCAGCAGGGGCCGCAGCCGCAGUUCGGAGGAGGGCGCGGGCUCGGCGGGCAGCUCGGACUUCGAGGGGCGCCGCCUUCUUCCCCGCCGCAGCGGGAGCCUGGCAGCCAGGCAGCCCCAGAGACGGGCCCUGGGCAAGGCGGCGGCGGCGGCGGCGGCAGGGCCCGGGCCCAGCAGCAGCAGCAGCCUCUUCGCGGCGGUGGCGUCGGGCAAGAGCGCCCUGGAGUCCGUAGUCGAUGACUGGCUUGAGAGCUACAAGAAGGACCGGGAGUCCGGGUUCCUGGAGCUGUUCAACUUCCUCGUGUGCUCCUGCGGCUGCAGAGGUGUAGUGACCCUGGAGAACCUCAAGACUCUCCAGAACUCUGAGAUCAUCCAGCAGCUGACAGAAUCUUUUGAUGAGGACUCGGCAGACUACCCACUGUCACUGAACACCCUGUCCUGGCGACGGUUCCGGGCGGGGUUCUGUGAGUUCGUGGCCCUUCUUGUGCACCAUGCCCAGUAUGGUGUUGCCUAUGAUGAGUAUUUGAUGGACAGCCUCAUCGCUCUGCUGAUUGGCAUGUCUGACUCUCAAGUGCGUGCUUUCCGCCACACCAGCACCUUGGCAGCCAUGAAGCUGAUGACGGGCUUGGUGCGCGUGGCUCUGAGCAUCAGUCUGCAGAAAGACAACAGGCAGCGGCAGUAUGAAGCUGAGCGGGCCAAGGGGCCAAGCCGCCGUGCCCCAGAGAAGCUGGAAGGGCUGUUGGAGCAGCGGAAAGAGUUCCAGGAGAAGCAGGAGGAGCUUGAGAAUCUGAUGAAUGCUAUCUUCAAGGGUGUCUUUGUUCACCGCUAUAGGGACCUUGUGCCUGAAAUCCGUGCCAUUUGCAUUGAAGAGAUGGGCCAGUGGAUUCAGCAUUACAGCGCCUCCUUCCUGACUGAUGGCUAUCUCAAGUACAUUGGCUGGAUGCUGCAUGACAAGCAGGGGGAGGUCCGUCUCAAGUGCCUGCUUGCCCUGCAAGGACUGUAUCGCAGCCGGGAGAUGGCUGCCCACAUGGGGCUCUUCACCAGCCGUUUCAAGGAGCGGAUGGUGUCCAUGGUGCUGGACAAGGAGCCUCAGGUGGCCGUGGAAGCUGUCAAGCUGCUCACCCUCAUCUUCCAGAACAUGGAGGAUGUGCUGACAGAUGCGGACUGCGAAAUCGUCUUACCUCUGGUGUAUGCUUCUAGCCAUCCUCUAGCAGCUGCUGCUGGUGACUUCUUGUACAAGAAGUUGCUAGCACCAGAAGUGAGUGUCAAGGGAGAGGGACAGCACCGUGAGUGUACCAGAGUCUGUCUUCAGUUGCUGCUAGUCUUCUUCAUCGAAAGUGAGUUCCAUGACCAUGCAGCCUAUUUGGUGGAUAGUCUGUGGGGCUGUGCAGCUGCCUUACUGAAGGACUGGCCGGUGCUGACUGGGCUACUGCUGGAGGAGCCCCCUGUGGCGGGCUUGGAUGAUCGACAGGAAAGUGCCCUCAUCAUGAUCCUGCUGGCCAGCAUUCGGCAGGCCACAGAGGGGCAGCCGCCUGUUGGCCGGUUCUCUGGGAAGAAGGUGUCUUCUGCUCGGGAGCGCAAGACUCAAGCUGAGGACCGCCUGAGACUCACCCAGCACCUCAUCCCACUACUGCCCCAGCUGCUGGCUAAGUUUUCAGCUGAUGCCGAGAAGGUGGUACCUCUGCUGGAGGCCCCCCGUUACUUUGACCUGACUCUUUACAGCACUGGCCGCUUGGAGAAGUAUUUGGAGUUGCUGCUGGCCCAGCUGUGGGAGGUGGUGGAGAAGCACAUGGACCGUGAGGUGCUGGAGGCGGCUUCCCGGACUCUCCAUGUGCUCUGCCGUCCAGAAUUCACAUUCUACCGCCGCGUGGAUGUUGCUCGAAGCCGCCUUGUGGACCGCCUGGCAGACAGAUUCCAGCAGGAGGCUUCUGAACUGCUCCAGGCUUCGUUUUUGGAGACCGACGAAGCGUACAGUGUGGCUGCUACUCUUAAGCGCAUCGCCAUCUUUCACAGCGCUCACGAUCUGACCCCGUGGCACUUCUUUGAUCCCUGCAUCCGCCUCCUGCAGCACACAGUGGACACGGGCGAGAUCCCGAAGCAGGUGGCUCUCUCUGCUAUGACCUGCUCUCACUUCUCAUUGCUUUGGGAACUGGCCCACCUCUCAGAUGCCGCCUUCUCUGGGCCCAGCCCCAGCCAGGAGCAGCUGCUCAGCCUCAAGGAGAAAGUGUCUUCCUUUUGCGCCCUCUGUCAGAACUGCCUUGUUGAUGUGGACCCAGACAUCCAGGAGCAGGCCUUUGUGCUUCUGAGUGAUCUGCUCCUGAUCUUUGGCCCGCAGCUCGCCCGAGGAGGACAGGCAGUGCUGCUGCAGGGGUUGGUGAUUCAGGCGGAGCCUGCACUGCAGUCCCAGCUCUCCGGCUUCCUCGUGGACCAUGUCUUCAACCAUGCCCAGGCUCCAGACACGGAGGAGGACGAGGAGCGCCAGAUUGAGCAGCUGCACCAGCGCCGCAACCUGCUGGCUGGCUUCUGCAAACUUGUGGUCUACGGAGUCCUGGAGCUGAGCACCGCUUCGGAUGUCUUCAAGCACUAUGCCAAGUUCUACAGCGACUAUGGGGACAUCAUCAAGGAGACCCUGAACCGGGCCCGCCAGAUUGACCGGACCGAAUGGGCUCGCACGCUGCUCCUCAGCCUGCAGCAGCUGCUGACACAGCUUCUCCUGGAGCAGGGACCAGCAGGGGUGGACUCCGCGGCCUUCCUGGAGAUCCGGGACUUGGCGCGCCGGUUCUCGCUGCUCUUUGGGCUGCACCAGCUGCAGAACCGCCCAGCCCUGGUUGCCCUGCACAAGGAUGGGAUCAGGUUUGCGUUCCAGGAACCAGCAUCCCCCAACUCGAAGCUGGGCCUCAUCAGCCUGCCCUUCCUGGAGCUACUGAGUGAAUUCUCCCCGCGGCUGCUGCCUCCUGACAAAGCCCUGCUCCUUUCGUAUCUAAAGAAGACUUGCCAGGCACACCUCUCCUCCUCCGCUGGGCAUGGGAGAGAGCCCUUCUGGGGCUCCUUCACAGCAUAUCAGCGCUCCUUGAGCCCCCAGGAGGACGCGCCUGUUCAGCCUGGCUCAGCUGCCAGGAGGAGGCUCAGAACAGCUGCUAAGAGGAGGCGCCUGGAGGAGUCUACUGAGCAAGGCGAUGCCAGCCUCCCGCAGACCCCGCUGCUGACUUCCACCACACUGAAGGGGAAGCACCCUCUGACUGUACUUCCACUAGCACCAGAGGAUUCAGACUCUGAGUCGGAAUUUGUGCCAAGGCUGCAUCCGAUGGCGGCUGGAGAGGUGGUGCUGGAGGCCCCGGAGAGCGAGGAGGAGGAGGAGGAGGAGAUGCAGCAGCAGUAGCAGCACUUGGGCUCUGGGCCAGGGUUCCUGAGAUAGGGGGCAGGAUGGGAUCCCUCCCCUGCCCAGCCCGGCGGCUUCUUCCCAGAGUUGGUUGGCGCGUUGUGCCUUGUUGCGUUUCCUCUGGAGGAAGAGGCGGCCUCGGGGAGGUUUUCCGUUCCACUGUUGGUUCUUUAUUGGCUGGCCUCAUUAACCGUUGGUGAAGAAAUAAAGCCAGUUUGCUGAA
This is a messenger RNA of Hemicordylus capensis (graceful crag lizard), 4005 nucleotides long. It is a transcript of the gene STAG3, whose product is annotated as stromal antigen 3. Bases 132 to 3782 code for a protein of 1216 amino acids. Lineage: Eukaryota; Metazoa; Chordata; Lepidosauria; Squamata; Cordylidae. Gene Ontology annotation, molecular function: chromatin binding. The transcript is spliced from 31 exons. Gene Ontology annotation, cellular component: chromatin; cohesin complex; nucleus. The record is from RefSeq and is a predicted model, not a curated record. Gene Ontology annotation, biological process: sister chromatid cohesion.